Gamsiella multidivaricata is the source of this 1884-nucleotide messenger RNA. Its product is annotated as arsenical pump membrane protein-domain-containing protein. Gene Ontology annotation, cellular component: membrane. Gene Ontology annotation, biological process: transmembrane transport; arsenite transport. The record is from RefSeq and is a predicted model, not a curated record. The coding region runs from base 1 to 1884 and encodes 627 amino acids. The transcript is spliced from 4 exons. Lineage: Eukaryota; Fungi; Mortierellomycota; Mortierellomycetes; Mortierellales; Mortierellaceae. Gene Ontology annotation, molecular function: arsenite transmembrane transporter activity.
AUGUCCACAGUGCUAGACGUCCAUAGCUGGCUGGUGGUCAUCACCUUCAUGGUCGUCAUUAUCAUCGUUAUCCAUCCCAUCCGUCUCCCACUCCCCAUCCCCACACUCACCUCAGCACAGAAGACUCAGCAUGAUCAGGACCUAAAAGAGACCAACAAGCAGUCGAGGACCUUGAGGUUUCCAUAUUCGAUCGAGCUGAACAUUGCGACCGCACCCGUUAUAGGAGUACUCUUCCUCCUGGCGACCCUGUCCAUCGGCGGGGACAGCGUCAGGGACGGCAUUGUCGGAGCCCCAGACAGUGGAGUGGAGCCUUAUGCGGUCAUGAUUCUCUUUUUCUCGCUGGCAUACAUUUGCAUCAGUCUGGACAUGACCGGCGUGUUCCAGUACGCCGCCUUCUGGAUCUCAAAGCGUGGAGGUGGCGGCGGCCAACGGAUCUUCCUCUCCUUCUUCCUGCUCUCGACAGUGAUGGCAGGCCUUACCAGUAACGAUGUCGUCGUCCUGACUAUGACGCCCUUCCUCGUCUACUAUUCCCAUGCUGUCAAUCUUGUCACUCCGGUAGCCUUUCUCAUGGCCGAGAUUCAAACCGCCAAUAUCGAACCAUAUUCUAACCCAGGAUACGAACCCUCCAUGGCCCUGUAUAUCGGAAACUUGACAAACGUGGUCGCCUGUCAAGCCUACAAAAUCUCAUUCCUCGAAUACAGCGCAUGGAUGCUCCUUCCCUGCUUUGCGUCCAUAGCUGCCUGUUAUGUCAUGCUCCGGCUCAACUUUCGAGGCGAGCAAUACAUUCCUUCCCGUCUCCAGUCCCCAAACAUCGAUCCUCGAUCCUGCCUUAUCGAUCCUUGGGGCGCAGUUUUUGGCCUAUCUGUUCUGGCAUGCUCGCUGAUCUGUCUGAUCGGGACAUCAUUUGCACAUGUAUCCGUCUGGAUUGUUACGGGGCCUUUUGCCCUACUAACCCUGGCUAGAGAUAUGUGGUACGACUGGCAGGGAAAGUUCAAGGGACUCCACACAAUGACUCUGACCCUGGAGGAUGGUGGUGCAAAAGAAUUGAACGUUAUCUCAAAGAAGGCAGAAGGGGGAACGGAAAGUCGUUUAGAGCAAGGAUUGCCGGUAUUCCAGACAACCAUCACAGGGUCGGAUAAGAGCAGUGAUGGAUCAUCGACGCAUUUAGGAGCAAAUAGCGCCAUCGCCGACACUGCUGGUAGGCCGGAACUGGAGAAAGCGCGUUCUUCAGACAGUGUAAAGGUUACAACAGAGUCGAACAACGUUUCUGGAUUGCUCAAUAACGACCACGCCGUCAUCGCGCCUACUGCUAACGACAGCAACAGCACGGAGCACCAUCCCAAUGCGAUCCAGAAGUUCUCAGGUGCAUUCGAGCGACGACUCCCUCUCCUCCAUGCAAUCGCGAUCCGUAUGCCCUGGGCAAUUCUGCCCUUCACCUUCAGCAUGUUCAUCCUGGUCGAGGGUCUUUCGCACACCGGUUGGAUUGGAAUCUUUGCCUCCUGGGCUACACACCUGGUUCCGAAUUACAUUGCCGCGACCUACGCCAUUGGCUUCAUCUCGGUCCUGCUGUGCAACAUCUUUAACAACGUGCCCAUGACGAUUCUGGUUGCUCGCAUCCUACAGCACCCGGAAUUUGUCAAUUCACCUUUAGCGACCCCGGAGGUCGUCAAGGGAUGCUUGUUCGCGCUGAUCGUAGGAAGCAACUUGGGUGCAUGCACGACCUUGAUCAGUUCGUUGGCGGGGUUGAUGUGGGAUUCAGUAUUGAGGAACAAGAACGCGGGCGUUGGGUUCUGGGGGUUCCUGAGAUGGAAUAUGGGUGUGAUGCCCGUCGUCAUCUUUGUAGCAUUGUCGGUCGUUGUUGCAGAACUGGCUGUUAUUUUCUGA